Molecule: messenger RNA, 4744 nt
Organism: Lytechinus pictus (painted urchin)
Lineage: Eukaryota; Metazoa; Echinodermata; Echinoidea; Temnopleuroida; Toxopneustidae
Product: aminopeptidase N-like
Exons: 17
Coding region: 407-3436 (1009 amino acids)
Biological process (GO): peptide catabolic process; proteolysis
Cellular component (GO): cytoplasm
Molecular function (GO): peptide binding; zinc ion binding; metalloaminopeptidase activity
Source: RefSeq, a predicted model, not a curated record
GUUAUGAAAAUCAGACGAGAAUUGCACACAGCAUUUGUGCCUUUUGCCUUUUAUAUCCCUCCACUUUUACUACCUCAUUCUUGUCAAUCCCACGCAGUUUGACUUGAUCCGCCACUAAAGGAGAGAGGAAACCGGCGGAUUGAUUUGCGUGUUUUCGUUCUAUUAUCGUUUCCCUCCUGUACCUUCCGAUCCAAGGCUGGGGUUAUACCCAGAUUUAAGCUCUGCUCUAUUGGACAAUCGGACUUACACUUCACCGGUGUUAGUAAUACGGAUAGUACAGUUGAGAGUUGCCUGACAACCCAGACAGCCAGUCCCACAAAACAAUUCGGUUCUCAUUCACGCACAUUUGACAUAGUCUCCACUUGCCUUUCCAAAAUCAUCCGCAUGUAGAUUCAGACAGGGCGAUAUGGCGACGGAAAAACUUACAUCAGUCGAUGGCGAGGUAACCAAAUGUGACUUCGAAAUGCUGAACGAUUCGACGUCGAAAAGGACUAAUUGGGUGUCAAUGAGCAGGGCCCAGGCCAUCGCAGUUGUUGUAGUGUUUGCCGCAAUUGUGAUUCUCGUAGGUGUUCUGUGUUAUUACGAGACCAAAAGGGAAUGUGAUCGCAAAAAUGCCGCGGCUGUCUUGGACAAUGACGUCGAAGAAAACGGCGACGUCAACGACUCUGACAAUGACGGGGAACAGCGACCGAAUACGACGCCGCAAAUUGUAUUGUCCCACCCGCCAGCUGUAGAAGACCCUGGACCGUGGAAAGGCAGACUCCCUGCCGACGUCAUCCCUGAAUCCUAUGAUAUCUUUAUCAAACCUUACCUCAAUGACGAGGACGUUGAAGGGACGUACAAAAGACGUUUUACCUUUGACGGCCGUGUGGUCAUUCAAAUACGAUGUGACAUUCCAACAGAUGAGAUCGUGCUUCACCUGAGUAACAUAACCGUGGUUUCAAUCAACGUCAUUGAUGCAGACGAAGGGGGUGACGAUUUAUAUGAUUCGACGUCCUACGAGAGUCGAUAUUCGUUUCUCCGAAUAGCGCUAACCGAAGUGCUACAGCAGGGGCAAACCUAUAAUGUGACUAUUGUCUACAUUGCGGAGAUCAGAGAGCAAUGGGAUGGAUUGUAUCGCAGUAGCUAUGUAGAUGACAGAGGCAAUCAAUCAUGGAUGGCUGUCACUCAGUUCCAGCCCGUCUCUGCCCGUUAUGCAUUUCCAUGCUUUGACGAACCAAUCUUUAAAGCUAUCUUCAACGUCCAAAUCAUGCACCGAACCAACAUGAUCGCCCUUUCUAAUGGUCGUGAGAUCGACACCAUCGACCACGGUGACGGGUGGUCAUUGACUAGAUUCGAGCCCUCACCAGUCAUGUCAAUCUAUCUACUUGCCAUAGCGGUUGGUGUGCUUGACUACAGAGAAACAACCACUACAAAUGGGAUUCGGCUCCGAACAUGGAGUCGUCCUGAUGCCAUUGAUACCACUGACUUUGCAUUAGAAUCGGCCUCGUCACUCAUUACGUACUUUGAAAACUACUUCGGCCUCCCUUAUCAGAUAUCGAAAAUGGACAUGAUUGCUAUUCCUGAUUAUGGACAUGGGGGUAUGGAAAACUGGGGGUUGGUGACGUACCCAGAAGAUGGACUGUUUUUUAACCCGGAUGUAGAUACUAGAUCUGUUCAGGAGAGCAUGCUAUCCGUCAUUGCACAUGAAGUCGCUCACCAAUGGUUCGGCAACCUGGUCACCAUGGAGUGGUGGGAUGAUCUCUGGUUGAACGAAGGAUUUGGGACGUACUUUGGAAAUCUGGGGGCCGAUGCUCUUCAUCCGGAAAUCAAGUUUCUGGAUACAAUGGUCGCUGUUAAUAAUCACCUCGUUCUGACCAGUGAUGCGCUCUCUACGUCACAUCCUAUCAAGGUACAUGUAACAUCACCAUCAGAAAUCGACGAGCUUUUCGAUGAUAUCUCCUACAUCAAGGGAGCAGCCGUAAUACGCAUGCUCCAUGAUAUGUUAGGUGAUGACGUAUUUCGAAGUGGAAUCCAACGUUAUCUUAGAACGUACGAGUACAAGAAUGCGAACUCGGAUCAAUUGUGGGAUGCUCUUACUGAGGCUGACAUGGGCAAUGGUAACAUUGACGUAUGGCAGGUGAUGGAUACAUGGAUUCUACAAAUGGGUUAUCCACUGGUCAACCUGACCAGGAUUGAUGAAAGAACAGUAUCAGCGGUACAAAAGAGAUAUCUUGCCAAGGGCCAGGUGUCUGAUCCAAGAGAAAGUCCGUAUGGAUAUGUUUGGUCGAUCUACCUUACCCAUACCGAUAAUGGAUCAAGAAAUUUCAAUGAUUCGCCCUCAGUUUGGAUAAGAGAUCAAGAAAUACAUGAGUUCAGUUUAGCUGAUGGAGUUAGUCUAGAUGACUGGUAUCUUGGAAACCUUCAUCAGUUCGGUUUCUUCCGAAUCAACUACGAUUUAGAGAACUGGAUGAAACUUAUCCAUCAACUGAAAACUGACCACGAGGUUAUACCUGUCCUAAACCGAGCCCAGCUUCUGGAAGAUUCCAUGAAUCUUGCUUUUCAUGGUUACCUCCCGAUGUCAGUGGCCCUUGAACUCGUUGGAUACUUACAGUAUGAAUUCAGUUCCGCCCCAUGGAAUGCUGUUCUUAGUUAUUUGAUCUUCUUCAGGGAUAAUCUGGCUGCCACAUCUCUCCAAGGGCCAUAUGAGAGAUAUCUGAGAGAGCUGACGAAUCGAGCGUAUGACGAACUUGGACUGGAGCUUGACAUCGAGACGAUAUCACUUGAUAAAGCGAAGACGAGAGAAAUUAUUCAACCGAUAUCAUGUAAGGUCCAGAAUCCAGAUUGCAGUCGUCAUGCAUUAGAGUUAUUCCAAGAUUUCAAGGCGUCAUACAAUCUCACAGACCCAAGCAGUAGUGUCAUUGACGUCAAUUCGCUGGAAACAUUGCUCUGUACCGCCAUCAGAGAAGGCACGUUCGAGGAAUGGGAUUAUAUAUGGUCCCUAUAUAUCGAUACUAGAUCUACUAUGUCACAAACUAAGUUGUGGAUAUCUACUCUGUCCUGCACGAUACGUCCAUGGCAGAUACAAAGACUAAUGGAGUAUCCCAUGCAAAACCCAAGAACAACACAUCAGGUCGGCUUUAUUCUUGAACAAGUAACAAUCACUCCCACCGGUCGGACGUUGGCUUGGGACUACUUACGACAAAACUGGGAUGUCUUACAGAACAUGUACGGAGGGUCAUAUAGGUGGUUAACACUCAUUCGUACAAUAGCCAGUGAUUUUAAUACAAAAGCACAACUCGAAGAGUUGACGGCCUUUGUAUAUUCAAGGGAUCUCGGAUACGGUGUUACUACACUCCAGCAAGCCAUUACAUAUACUAAGCUCAACAUUGAUCUUUACGAUGCUAUCUAUCCAGAAGUACGGGCCUGGUUAGAAGCUUAUGAUCAAAGGCAAUGAAUCAUCCGUCUACUUCAUUAGGGAAAAAGGCGCCAUUUGCUUGGCCAUUACUUCUAAUAUUGAAAUUGAAUGUAGGCCUGUAUUUUGAAAAUUUAUAUAUUUUAAGAUUUAAACAAUAAAUUGAAAUAGCACCCAGAAAUGCUAAGGAGACUCACCUAUACUAUAUUGGUCCCAUGAUGAUGUCUUUCCAUUGUACGAUGUCAUGUAAUAUGUGCACUGAUCACACGGCGUCCGUUCAUUGAACGAUACCCCUACGAUGGUCGAACAGUGACCUUGCGCUAAUCAUACGAUGUCCCUACGAUGUAUUUAACGGCUACGAUCUACAAUUGUCUAAAAUUGUACUAAUCCGCGCUAAGCAAAUCUCGUAUGACAACUGUAUACGAUGUACGUCACUCUCAGAAGAUCUUAUGAUUGCCAGAUUUGCUUGCUUUCCGAAAUUAACUUGAAUCCACCAUGUGCUACACCACAUUACCAUGGCAAUGGCGUGAGGUCAAUAGUAGCAGUAUAAUGAAGGGCAAAAGUCGGUGAAAGCUUGGAGAGAAAUUAUCUCAGCAGAACAGAGUAUCGGAAUUUUGUUUUUCUUAAGCGAUUCUUCAAGCUGGACAAGAAAUAACAAAGUUAUGACAUUUUAAAGUUUUGCAUUAUUUCGGUGAAACAAUCCUAUGCAUGUCUUCAUGAAUAUGCAAUAAGACAGAUGGUCUCAUAUCCCCACUUAUUCUUUUGUAUUUUAUUUUAUGAAAUCAUAUUUAUUCAUGUUUUUCCUCCAAGAACGAAUGAAUAUAUUGGCAACUGAUUUAUUGUGCAAGAUAAUCAUCGCUAAAACAUGUUUUGUGACAAGGGAGAAAUAAUUAUCAUACACACAGAUAUGAAAAUAAUGAAUUAGGAUUUCAUGUGAUGAUAUAAGAUAAAAAGAAAAUGUGGAUAUGGCAUUAAUAGCCACCUUUAUUGCAUAGUCAUGACGGCUUGCAUAGAUUUUCAUGUCACACAAAAAAAUCAGCAAGUUUAGCAAGGUAUAAGUUAGUGCUUUUCUAUUUUCGAUCAUGUAUUUUCACGCAUUUCUGUGAAUAGUAAUACUCAUAUCAAUAGUCUAAAGGUUUAAUCAAUGUUGUUGUUAUGUAUAAUAAUUUGUUUCCCUUCUUAUAAUCUCCUUUUUCUUUUCCAUUUUUUCAUAAUUUACUUUUGUUUUCUAUUGGGUGCCCUUUUCAAGUUUAUGCCAAAUGUGGCCAUUCACAUUUUGUGUGAUUUUGAUUGUAUAUACAUGCCCCCACGAAUGGCUAUUUUAAGAAAUAAAAUAUCCAUGCAAUUGUC